This is a messenger RNA of Schistocerca gregaria, 2494 nucleotides long. RefSeq lists its product as uncharacterized. Lineage: Eukaryota; Metazoa; Arthropoda; Insecta; Orthoptera; Acrididae. The transcript is spliced from 14 exons. The record is from RefSeq and is a predicted model, not a curated record. Bases 130 to 1680 code for a protein of 516 amino acids.
UGAGAGUGCAUCCUCGGGACGGGGACGGGGACGCCCGCCGGCGGCGCGGCGCGGUGCGCAGGCGCCGCCUAGCCGGCGGAGUGUCGGGCCGAGCUGGCGCGGCCCGCCGCCGGAGUGGGCUCAGUCGCGAUGCGGCAGGCACGCGCUUCGCACGCCACCGGCGCGGUCCGGCCGCCGCUGCUGCUGCUGCUCCUCCUGGCGGCGAUACUGGCCGCUGCCGGCGCUACGGCGCACGCGCUCCAGGACCCCGCCGAUACCACUAAGUCUACGUACUGGGGAUCCGACAAUCGGCUUAUCCAAGGCUAUACGGACAGCAAGGGGCGCCAUUACCCACGGCUGCCCUACUAUCCAAUUGACGACGACGACAAUAUGGACAACCGCAUAUCACCGCCGUCUGCGUCGCUGUACGAGAGGCUGCCGUCGCCGCCCCCGCAGCGCCGCCCACAGCAGCCACGCAGACGGAUGAGGCCGGCCGGCCCUCGCGAGGGCGUCUUCCGCACCUCGGGCCACGGCAGCGUGCGCAUCCCGUACCCGGGGGCCCACGUCCACGUCAACAACGACGCCCCUUCGCGCAAGCUGUACUGGGGCGCCAUCAAUGCGUCUGUGACGCCACCGGAGCAGGCACCUCUACGCAGGUACCCGCCCGAGAAGCGCAGUGGAUCAGGUGCGCGGCCGUGCGUGAGGUGCCCGGGCAGCCGGGCAGUCGUGGCCAGCCGCGGGAAGCGGAGGGUGCUCGUCGAGCAGCCGGAACUGUCGCCCUGCCCCAACAGCCCAGUGUUCCCACUGACAGAGCUCAUGCUGGACUGGGUUCAUGGACCAAAGCCUGGAACUCUGGCUGAAGAGGGUGAUCACACCGUUGUUGUACGCAUGUUGUAUCGUCGAAGGGUGCUGCAGAAAUGCCGUUAUCGCUACAGUGUUGUAGUUAGAAGAUGUCCUGUGCUCUCUCUGCCCAGCACCUUGAUAGCAAACUGCUCAAUGGAUAAUGUCUGGGGAAGCACAUGCGACUUGAGAUGUCCUCAUGGCUACUUUUUGAAGGGGCAUUCAAGAAUUGAAUGUGGUGAUUCACUAAUGUGGUCACAUCCAAUUCCUCAUUGCGAAGAGAUGUCAGCAUGUCCAAUGCCUAUGAGUCCUGAGCAUGGUCGCCUCAGCUGUAAGACUCUUGGAAGCAGCCCACCUGGCACACUACCUGAACAUAGUGUUUGUCGUUACGAAUGUGAUGACCAUUAUACUAUACCAGAUGCACAGCACAGCUUGAUGGUUAUUGAAUGCAAAGGAGGGGAAUGGAACAGUACAGCUGAUCCAAGUUGCCUUGAGAUGGUUGACAAGAGGCACAGCCCACAAGUUCCUGCAAAAAUACGAAGACAUCGUAGAAAUCGCCGCAGGCAUCGAGCACAUAGAAGCAGAAUUCCAUUUCCAAGAGCAACUGCACAGGGGUUGACUGCUGAUCCGUGCAGGCCCAACCCCUGUCAGGGAGGGGGCACUUGCUUGCAGGGUCCUCCUUACGCACCAGUUAUCUGCCUGUGCCCACCUCACAGACAAGGAGAUCUAUGUGAAAGGGCACAAUGUCAUAAUGAUACAUGCCAGAAUGGAGGAAAAUGUAUGGUUAUCGCCAAUGAAACUGCUUGCUACUGUCCUCCUGGGUAUUCUGGAUCCCAGUGCCAGUUAAAGGAUGCCAGGUAGCUGAUAUGAUGUAUUAACAAGUCUUGCCUGAAGUACAACCAUUGGCAUAUGGAAACGUAUCAACUGUCUCCUACAGUAUCAUCUACAGAACCAGUAGUGCUAUCAAAGUAAAGAAAAGAUUGUGAGAGUGGAAAUAAAAGAUUCUGAAAUCUGUAGGAGCCAGGAACUCACCAAUCUAGUCUACUUAUAUAUAAGAAUUUUAGCCUUAAGGAGAAAUCAGAUUUUAGAAUAAAUGUUAAAUAGUGAGAUCCUCAUGAAACCUAACACCUUCUGAAUAUGUAGAGCGAAGCUUUUAGUACUUAGAGCACCAUAAAUAAUUAUACAAAUACAGCAGAUUUUUUUUGUCCAGUACAUAAUAAACCUAUUUGUGAACUAGGAUAUAAAUAGCGCAAGCAUUCUUUCUGUGAUUUAGCUUUGAAUUACAUACAUUUUAAUAAUUCCAUACAUUAUAAGUUAUUUUUAUUGUUUCUUGUUAGUAGAGAAGAAAAUACAGCUGCACUGUUAUCAUGCAGUCUCUUCAGAAACAGUAGUCUUAAUGAGUAUUCCAUUUAAUACUCAUCAUUUACUUAUUAUAAAUCCUCCAAAACAAUAAUUUGAAGUCAAACUCAAGGCAAAGCAUCUUUUGACCACUCAUUGACACUGAAACAAUUUCAAUAGGGCUGAUAAAAACAUAGCGCAUUAAGAGACAAUAAAUCUUGAUCUCAGUGAAGCAGUGGCCUCCUUAUCAAUAAAUAAAUAGAAGGCAGAGGGAAGAAAAACAUUUUUUGUAAGUAGUUUCAGAUAACAAAAGGUAGAUGUGCCAAACAGAAACUAA